AUGAAAUUAAAACCAAAUACAAAAAUAAUAAGCGCAUUUCUCAUGCUAUUCAUAUUAACAUUAUCAAUAAUAUACUAUAUUGUUUCAUUCAAUCACAAAACACCAAUCAAAACCCCUUUAAAAAAGCAUUAUAUUACCACAAAUAGAACUUUUGUCCCUUUGCCCGAAAGAAUAGUCCAUCUAGACCUUAAGGGAGCCCCACCUAAAAUCCCUUAUUAUUCCCAAUUAUUCCCUUUACUAAAAACCUUAGGCGCCACAGGAGUAUUAAUAGAAUACGAAGACAUGUUUCCUUAUAAGGGCCAAAUACCACAAAACAUUUCCGCCCUAAACUCUUACACCCUUGACAACAUAAAAACCAUCAAUACCUUAGCCCUAAAACACAAACUAAAAAUCAUACCAUUUAUACAAACAUUGGGCCAUCUAGAUUUUAUUUUGAAACUAAAAAACUACAAAGAGUACAGGGAAGAUUGGAACAUCCCAUCAGACAUAUGUCCUUCCUUUAAUAAAACUUAUAAGCUACUAGAAGAAAUUAUAACUCAAAUAAUCGAGGCACAUCCAAAUAGUGAUACGAUACAUAUUGGAUGUGAUGAAGUACCCCAUUUGGGACAUUGCCAAAGAUGUUUGAACCGACAACUAACAAAAAAUCAAUUAUUCGUCCAUCAUAUUCAAUCAGUUGUUAAUAUAAUCAAACGCAUAAAACCCUCAUUGAAAAUCCUUGCAUGGGAUGACCACUUUAGAUCUCUAAGCAAAAAUGAAUUCGAAUUAAAUUCAAUUAUAAAGCCAGUGGUUUGGUGGUAUGGCAAAGAUGUUUAUGACGAAUUAGGACCAAGUUUGUGGAAUGUGUAUUCCAAUGUUUUUGAAGGGGUAUGGGUUGCCAGUGCUUUUAAAGGUACCAGCGGUAGCAACAAAUAUAUUUCUGAAGUAAACCAUUAUUUGCAAAAUCACAAAAGUUGGCUCACAGUUAUAGAAGAGUACCGUCAACGAUUGCGGUUCGAAGGAAUUAUUUUGACAGGCUGGCAACGUUAUGAUCAUUUUGCUGUUUUGUGUGAACUUUUACCGGUUGGAAUACCAGCUUUGGCCAUGAGUUUGAGAUUAUUACAAGGUUUCAAAGAUUCAGCCCUAGGACCGCCCUUAGAAGUAGCCAAACUACUACAAUGCGAACAACCCUAUGGCCUAAUAGGCACUGCUUUCGGUAGUCCCAAAUGUAAAUUUCCCGGUGCCGACAUCCUCGAACAAGUAAUCUUUUUCCAUCAAUUGAAGCAAGAGUUCGAAGAAAUCAACGAGGAUUCCAGAGUUAAAGGAUGGCUGAGCCAAUACAAUAGAAAAUAUCAGUUUUCGAGUCCUCAACAAGUCAAAGCUGUGCUGAUGCCUUUGGAUAAAAUCAAAGCGGAUUUGGAGUUUGUUAAAGGGAAAUUGCAAAGUGCUAUGUUGGAGGUUUACGAUUAUUAUACAGUUGACGAGUGGUUUGAAACUUAUUUGGUUGAUUUUGAGGAAGAUGUUUUAUCUAUGUGGAAAGCAAAGCAAAUGCUGUUGGAGAGAAACGAUUGGCCUCAAAAACCUAUUAAUAAGUAUAUUAUAAAUAAAUAA
Ceutorhynchus assimilis (cabbage seed weevil) is the source of this 1587-nucleotide messenger RNA. The record is from the annotation of a GenBank genome assembly. Lineage: Eukaryota; Metazoa; Arthropoda; Insecta; Coleoptera; Curculionidae.